Molecule: messenger RNA, 1251 nt
Organism: Cyphellophora europaea CBS 101466
Lineage: Eukaryota; Fungi; Ascomycota; Eurotiomycetes; Chaetothyriales; Cyphellophoraceae
Exons: 2
Coding region: 1-1251 (416 amino acids)
Source: RefSeq, a predicted model, not a curated record
AUGAGUGCUGGCAGAAAACCCAACUCCACGUCCAGAAGCAAGUCAACCUAUGGAGCCGCUGUCGUCCAGCGCAACCCCAGAACUCGUAGCGACGGCCUUCCAACCGCCACCAACACUCCCGCUUUCAUCGCUCCGGCCCCGCUGAACUUUAGAGCCACGAUGCCCCAUGCCAACUUUGACAACCCCUGGUACUUGAGAAGUCUCCUCGGCAGCACCUCGAUCUCGAUCCUCUACCAGCGCGACAUGGCUGCCGACCCGAUCAUCCUCUUCGAAGAAUUCCCCAAGCUGGUCGCGAUCCACUUCUCGAACAAAUGGCGGCCCCUCUUCCCCGUCGGCCCGGCCACCACCCCCGCCGACAUCAGCGCCCUCCACCCACGCGCCAUCACCAUCGUAGGCGGACGACCCGAAGCGCACCUGGCAGUCCUGCAGUGGAUGCUCACGGCCUGCGACGGCGGCGGCCUCAAGGACUGGCCUUUCUACAUCUUCUCUGCCAAGCCCUUCUGCACGUACUACCACCUGCGGCGCGCCGCCCAGGUCAUUGGCUGUGUGUUCCUCGAGGACGAAUUUCACCUGCGCAUGCAGGCCCUGAGCGACAAGCGCAUCCACUCUGACGACAUCGAGGCUGUGUACAACGAGGUCGCGCGCGGAUCGCCCAUGGCGACGCACCUGGUCGAGCAUGUCGCUAGCUUCUUCGUGGAGAAGGGCAUGCAUCACACCAACGGCCCCUACUGGCGGCUGAGGCAGCGCAAUCGCGCCUUCGAUGAGGAUGUCACGGUCCGCAUCGGCUUUCGCUAUGAGCGUGACCCAGAGCUGGCGCGUGCGUGGAAUGAGCGUAACAAGCUGGCGAAGGAGGAGGCUUUGGAGGGCGAGGGCGUCAUGCUGGUCGAGAAGGCCAAGUUUGAGAAGGCCAAGGUUGAGGAGGUGAAGACAGUCGAAGAGCAGGAGACGGUGGUCAAGGUCAAGGACAAAGAGACGGCUGCGGCAAAGAUAGAAGUUGAGGCAAAGCAGGAGCAGGAUCCUGAGGCCAAGGCCAAGCCUGCGACUGAGACUGAGACUGAGACUGAGGCUGAAGCUAAGGCUGAGGCCGAGGCCGAGCCCAAAGCGACGAAGGCUAAGGAGACGGUGGAGCUGAAGAUCAACCCUGUCAUUGGUGUCGAUGCGGUCGAGCAGGCCUUGAACGUCGCCGGCAAGAUCAAGAACAAGGCCGCUCGCCGUCGCGAGAAGAAGCGUCUGGCCAAGGUUGAUGCUUAG